UAACAUCUUCACCUCAACUCCAUUGCCUAACUACCACUCUUUCCUCUCUUCAAAGCAAUCACUUUUUUUUGUUCUCUUCUUUCAAAUUUCACUCUCACAAAACAAAACACCAUUCAAACUCUCUCUCCCAACAAGGAAUAUACCCUUUGAUCCCAAAACCUUCCCCCUUUCCCUUUCUCUACUCUCUCCCUCUUUUCUAUUAUUAUAUUAUUAAAUAUCCAUUCAUUCUCACUUAACACACUCCAAACACCUCUCUCUCUCUCUCUCUCUCUCUCUCUCUCUCUCUCUCUCUCUCUCUCUCUCUCUCUCUCUCUUAAUAUGCAACAACAAGUGGCAUCAGAAGUUCAACACCACCAACUGAAAAAAAAGAACCAAGAAACACAGAUGUGUAGAAAACUCAAACUAAGUAUCACUGAUCACAACAACCUCAAACUCACAACCACCGUUGAUAACGAUGACGAUGAUGUUUGUGACAAAAUAGACGGCGAGGAUCUUUUCAUUCCACCUCUCAAUUUCUCUAUGGUUGAUAAUGGCAUUUUCCGUUCCGGUUUCCCUGAACCUUCCAACUUCUCUUUCCUCCAAACCCUUGGCCUUCGCUCCAUCAUAUAUUUGUGCCCUGAACCAUAUCCAGAAGCUAACAUGGAGUUUCUCAAGUCAAAUGGAAUCAAGCUUUAUCACUUUGGAAUUGAGGGUCAUAAGGAGCCAUUUGUAAACAUCCCAGACGAUACUAUUCGGGAAGCCCUAAAAGUUCUUCUUGAUGUAAGGAACCACCCAGUUAUAAUCCACUGUAAGCGAGGAAAGCACCGAACAGGUUGUUUGGUCGGAUGCUAUAGAAAGCUCCAAAAAUGGUGCUUGUCGUCUGUUUUCGACGAGUACCAACGCUUUGCAGCUGCAAAAGCUCGAGUUUCAGAUCAGAGGUUUGUAGAGUUGUUUGAUAUUUCAAGCUUGAAGCAUAUGCCUAUACCAUUUUCAUAUUUGAAGAGGUAACAACAACAAACAUCAAAAAACAGUUAUGCUAAACUGGGUUUUUCUUUCAUUAGCUAGUGAAAGUGAAUCUGAAGAAAAGACUUUUGAAUAAAUAAAAUAGGAAAAGGUGAUGGAUGAACUUGUUCAAUGCAUUGAAGCAAACAACAAAGGAAUAAUUCUUCUUCUUUUUCUUCCAUUUUUUAGAAUAAGAUAAGAAAAAUCAUCAAGUAGUAUAUUUUAGUAUAGCAAGAAUGUAAGAUGUAUCUGUGUUUGUGUUCCUAGUAUUCUGUUUUUGUGUUUUGUUUUUCUGCUCUUGAUUCAUGAGCAAUGAGAAUGUAGAUUAGUCUUGAUUUUUUUCUUGAGGCUAAGAAAAAUUCAAGAAAGCUAUAAAAAGCAUUGUUUUGUCAGCAGAGAAAGUUUAUAAUUUUAUAUUUGCUAUAUUGAUUUUUGCUUUA
Messenger RNA from Vicia villosa (hairy vetch), 1421 nucleotides. Its product is annotated as probable tyrosine-protein phosphatase DSP4. Gene Ontology annotation, cellular component: cytoplasm. The coding region runs from base 319 to 987 and encodes 222 amino acids. Gene Ontology annotation, biological process: protein dephosphorylation. The transcript is spliced from 5 exons. Gene Ontology annotation, molecular function: phosphatase activity. The record is from RefSeq and is a predicted model, not a curated record. Lineage: Eukaryota; Viridiplantae; Streptophyta; Magnoliopsida; Fabales; Fabaceae.